AUGGCACCCGCUUCGGCUCUGUUGAACUCACGCGGGGCUCGCUUCUGGGGCACCUUUGUUGCUCUGUGCCUGCUCGCGUUUAUCUCGACGCUCGACGUCGCGAUUAUCUCGACAAGCCUGCCCGCCAUUACAGCAGACCUGGGAAGUGAUGCCGCUCGGCAAUAUGUCUGGAUUGCCAACUCCUUCCUGAUCGCAUCAUGCGUGCUGCAGCCCCUUUUCGGCCAGCUCGCUACGAUCUUCGGUCGCCGUGUGCCACUGGUGGUCUGCGUCAUUCUCUUUGCCCUAGGCAGUGGAAUUGGUGGGGCUGCCCGCAAUCCCGCAAUGCUCAUCGCUGGGUGUACCAUACAGGGCGUGGGUGCAGGCGGAAUCUAUGUGCUGAUCGAUGUGGUGUGCUGUGAUUUGGUGCCGCUGCGCGAACGUGGGAAAUAUCUGGGCCUGAUGUUUUCCUGGGCCGGCUUCGCAGCUGCCAUCGGCCCUCCAGUUGGCGGGGCACUCGCGCAAGCAGACUGGCGCUGGAUCUUCUGGAUCAAUAUUCCCGUUUGUGGUCUGGCUUUACUGUUUCUCCUCUGCUUCAUGGGGCUUGGCACGCUUGGCACGGGCACCAAGAUGGAUGGCAGCCAGCGGAGGUUAGGAUUUGCUUCCAAGCUGAAGGGUAUUGACUACCUGGGUACUUUUAUCUUCAUCCCCAGCAUGAUCGCUCUUUUGUGGGGAUUAAUAUUCGGUGGUAUCCAGUACCCCUGGCAUUCGUUUCGUAUCAUUGUCUCUUUGGUCCUGGGCUGCCUGGGCUGGGCUGCUUUUCAUGUCCAGCAACACUUCGCUAAGCACCAAAGCGUCCCCUCGCGCCUGUUUACCAACCGAACUUCAGCAACUGCCUUCUUUCUCACCUUCACUUCGUCGAUCCUCGUCCAGUCGAUCACUUAUUUCCUCCCCGUGUAUUUUCAGGGAGUCCUGGGAACAACGGUCCUUCAGUCAGGGACCUUCUUUCUACCUUUCGCCAUGGGCUCGCUUGCUUCGGCUGUAGCGGGUGGCAUCUUGCUUAGCAAGCUUGGCUCUUAUCGAAUCUUGCACGCGGCUGCCUUUGCUAUUUCCUCUGUCGCUUUUGGCAUCCUAACCUUACUUGAUGCCAACACCUCCAAAGUUGCCUGGGCUUUCUUCCAACUCGUUGCUGCCGCCGGUGCCGGUAUUCCCAUGUCUACUAUGUUGUCGGCUAUUAUGGCCGGACUUCCUGAAUCAGACGUUGCGUCUGCAUCUGCAACAUAUAGCUUCAUCCUUAAUUUCGGCUACCUCUGGGGUGUUACCUUCCCUGGCAUCAUCUUCAACUUUGUCGUCAAGAGGAGCUUGAACUUGAUUUCCGAUGAAUCGCUUCGGUCCCAACUGAGAGAUGAUGCUGCGUAUUCAUUCGCAAGCCAGGUCCAUGUCCUUCGACAUGAUCUCAGCCCUACUGUUUCCCAAGAACUCACUGAGGCCUAUAAGAAGGGUUUAAGGGCAAUCUGGUGGUUUGGUUUAGGCAUCAGUAUUUUCAGUUUCUUUGCUGUUAUUGGCGAAAAAGAUUUGGAGCUUAGGAAAGAAUUGGAUACUGAGUAUGGCCUUGAAGCCUCUGAGAAGAGCAAUGAAGCACAAUCAAACAUUUCAGGAAACGCAAACGGAAGAGAAGAUGUGGGGAUGUCGGGCAAAAGUGCAGUGGUUGGACUGAGUUAG
Hymenoscyphus albidus is the source of this 1698-nucleotide messenger RNA. The record is from the annotation of a GenBank genome assembly. Lineage: Eukaryota; Fungi; Ascomycota; Leotiomycetes; Helotiales; Helotiaceae.